Messenger RNA from Ustilago hordei, 831 nucleotides. RefSeq lists its product as uncharacterized. The coding region runs from base 1 to 831 and encodes 276 amino acids. Lineage: Eukaryota; Fungi; Basidiomycota; Ustilaginomycetes; Ustilaginales; Ustilaginaceae. The record is from RefSeq and is a predicted model, not a curated record. The transcript is spliced from 2 exons.
AUGGUAGAAGACACCAAAAUGAGGACCAAAGGAAGCAGAAAAGGCAAGAACACCCAGGUUUGGGUUGACAAUGAUGCCACGAACAAGAAUGAGCCAGAGGCUAUCGACAAUGAAGCCAAUGAAGACACUGAUUCCGACUCCAACUUCAAUGAUGGCAACAACUGGAGUGCUCAUGUGAAAUCUUUCCUCCGAUCCGUGCCCCAUGUGAUGAAACAUCUUGAGGGAACAUAUGACAAGAAGCACCCAAAAUGGAGCUGCUCCCUCGAUGAUGCUUUAAUCAAUGCCCUGCAUGGAACAAUUGACAGUACUGGGGAAUACAAUGUAAAUUACCUCGUUCUAGAUGUAAUCAAGGAGUACCUUACUUUCAAUCAAGUAUGGAGAAAGAUCAAAAAGAGUCUCAUGAAUGAAGCCACCAAGAUGUCUCACAGACUUGCACUCAUCUUGCAGCUCAAUGAUAUAAAGAUGUUUCACUUGGAUGCCAGAAAGCUAAUUCAAGAGAUCCAGUCCAUACAGACUGAAAGUAGCCUCCUUGGCAAACCAUUUGCCAAUGAUACAUUGUUCUCGGCCCUGCAGAAAUACAUGAUCUGGCAUCUGGUGUAUAAGGAGACAGUUGCCACCAUUCAUCAAAUCGAUUUCAACACCCUCACCACUGCACUAAGCAUCUGGCAGACUGCUGUCGAGAGCAUCCCUGUGCAAAAGAUUGACCCCCAACAAGCCAGUGCUAGAACUGCUGGCAAUGAUGAUCAAAAUGAAUGGGCCAGAGAGACCAAAGCUGAAGCUGACAACAGCCAUGCGAGCUUGAGGAACACAGGCAGACCACACCGAAUCUGA